Moneuplotes crassus is the source of this 1812-nucleotide messenger RNA. The record is from the annotation of a GenBank genome assembly. Lineage: Eukaryota; Ciliophora; Spirotrichea; Euplotida; Euplotidae.
UUCCUCAGCACAUAAAGCAAUUUUUGGAGAAGAAAAAGGUAUCCAAAACCUUUAAAUCAUCACGGCGCUCCCAUGACCUGAACUUCUGAAAGGAAAACUAUAGGCUACAGAAACCCUCCUCUGGAGAAUCUAAAUAAUAUCAAGGUUAUUAAGGCCCCUAAAUUUGCAAAUAAGGGUCAUGAGAAACAAAUCAAGCCAUCGAAGCCUGGUCGAAAUGAACCAAAUAUUAGUAGCAAGAACUUCUGAUUUGUGCUACAGCCACAGCCAAGUAAGAUUAAGAGCAGACUAAAUGCCAAACGUAACUCUUUGGCUCCACCCCCUGCUUCUUUUCAAGUCCCUAGAGUUCCUCAACCUAAGGCUGAGGAGCACAAGAAGCUUGAUUCGAACAGAAAGAGAGAAUCAUCAGGAAGGAGAAAGCUCAAGAUCAGCAUCAAGACUAAGGAGAAGGAUAAUUCCAGGUUCCACAGCCACAAGUUAUCACUAGACAUUCAUCAAAGAAGUAAUCAGAACCAGAUGCCUGAGUUUGAUGCUCUAAUCGAAGAUGAUAUUGAUGAAAAUAAUGCUGCAAGCGAGAGAUACACCAGCUCCUUGAUAGAAAAUUUCGAUCAGUCUGAGUACAUUAAGAACGUCAUAAUCCAGUCAAAGAAGAUAGGAGGCUCAAGGUUCGGCUCUCCCAGCCAAAAUAUUAUGAGCUUGAGAAGUCAGAGACUAAAACAUGUCAAGAAAGAAGAUAAAACUUUUAUGAAAGAUAUGAAAAAGUAUGGAAUUCUCAAAGCAUUCAAUGAUAUCAACAAGUUCACAGAAUUUUUCGAAAGUACUCCUAAUUCUAGUCAGUGCAUGGAUAGCACUAAUUUUGGCCAGAAGCACUGCUCUAGUCAGAUUUUUGAUAACAGUUAUCAAGAUAAUUCUUUAAGAAAAGAUUCAGACCUUGCUGAAGAGAGGAACACUACAAGUGUACAGCUACUUGGAGAUAUUAAAAAGGAUGAAUCUAAGGCUAUUAAAAGUUUCAAAUGAAUAUUUCCCUUUCAAAGAAGGGCAAGAUCUCACUCUCCUCCAAAGAACAACGUGAUCUCUAAUAAAAUAAUCGAGACUAUGAGCAAUAAUUCUCCUGAAGGGGUCCUGAAUGAUGAGGCUAACCAAAAAUCUACUAAGAACAAACCGGUAAUAGCCAAUGCCAAUUUUAUAAUCGGAAGUUAUCACCUUCUUAGUAAAAAGGACAAGUUAGAGACAUUGGCAAAGAUGCAAUCAGGCGAAGAUCUGGAAUAUGAUGACUUCAUACUCCAAGGGAAAGAAGUUGAAGAAUGGCUCAUGGGCAGUGGCAUUCCUGAAACAACCACUGGUUGAACUGAUGAUAGUCAGCUUUCCAAACAGUUUUCAGCCGGGCUCAGUAGCUUCUUGAACACCCUCAAAAAUCGGAAAAUACAAAAACAAAAGAAAAUUGAGGAGAGUCCUAGUAAGGAGCCCCUGGACGACUGAGGUGCUCUUGAAGAAUGGAUGUUUGAUUCCCUCAGCAAGGAUAAAGAAAAUGAUGAUUUCAACAACAUUGAUGAAGAUAUCCCUCAGGAAAGUAGCCUGGAUGGAAAUUGUCUUAACGAGAUUCCUUCUUUCCCUGAAAAAUCGAAGAGGAGUCCUUAUAUAGCUAAAGAUCAAAUCAUUGAAGAAGACAUCAACGAGGGUGAAUAUGUUGACUCAGAAAACCAGUUUGGAUUCCAAAACCUCAACUCCUACAUUGACCAGAUGGACCGAUGGAUAGAAGAAGGCAAAACCUUUAAGUAAUUUAAGAUUACAUUUUUCAUGGUUGCCACUUAUUCA